This is a messenger RNA of Tupaia belangeri chinensis (Chinese tree shrew), 3301 nucleotides long. It is a transcript of the gene PKD2L1, whose product is annotated as polycystin 2 like 1, transient receptor potential cation channel. Lineage: Eukaryota; Metazoa; Chordata; Mammalia; Scandentia; Tupaiidae. The record is from RefSeq and is a predicted model, not a curated record. Gene Ontology annotation, molecular function: sodium channel activity; calcium ion binding; calcium channel activity. Gene Ontology annotation, cellular component: membrane. Gene Ontology annotation, biological process: detection of mechanical stimulus; potassium ion transmembrane transport.
AUGCAUGCUGUGGACAGUCCUGAGGUGCAGGAGCUGCGAGAGCUGGGGAGCGGAGCCUGGGACAACCCUGCAUACAGCGGGCCCCCUUCCCCGCAUGGGACCCCGAGCAUCUGCACCAUCUCCAGGGCGGGGCCCACCCUGCUCCAGCCUGAGAAGCCUGAAGAUGGACCCCAGGAGAAGGUGCCCGGGGCCCUGGGGUCCAGAUGCUGCCUUCACAUCUGUCGCGCCAUCAGAGGGCUCUGGGGAACGAGGCUGACUGAGAACACGGCUGAGAACCGGGAACUUUAUGUCAAGACCACGCUGCGGGAGCUGUUGGUCUACACCGUGUUCCUGGUGGACAUCUGCCUACUGACCUACGGUAUGACGAGUCCCAGCGCCUAUUACUACACCACGGUGAUGUCUGAACUCUUCCUGCACACCCCGUCGGCCGCUGGAGUCUCCUUCCAGACCAUCAGCAGCAUGGCGGACUUCUGGGACUUUGCCCAGGGCCCGCUCCUGGAUGGUUUGUACUGGACCACAUGGUACAACAACCAGAGCCUGGGCCACGGCUCCCACUCCUUCAUCUACUACGAGAACCUGCUGCUGGGGGCCCCGCGGCUGCGGCAGCUGAGGGUGCGCAAUGACUCCUGCGUGGUGCACGAGGACUUCCGCGAGGACAUUUUGAGCUGCUAUGAUGUCUAUGAAGAGCGGCUCCCCUUUGGGCCCCUCAACGGCACAGCGUGGACGUACCACUCGCAGGACGAGCUGGGAGGCUCCUCCCACUGGGGCAGGCUCACAAGCUACAGUGGAGGUGGCUACUACCUGGACCUGCCAGGAUCCCGCCAGGCCAGUGCAGAGACACUCCGGGACCUUCGGGAGGGGCUGUGGCUGGACAGGGGCACUCGGGUGGUCUUCAUUGACUUCUCGGUCUACAACGCCAACAUCAAUCUUUUCUGUGUUCUGAGACUGGUGGUAGAGUUUCCGGCUACCGGAGGUGCCAUCCCAUCCUGGCAAAUCCGCACGGUGAAGCUGAUUCGCUACGUCAGCAACUGGGACUUCUUUAUCGUGGGCUGCGAGGUCAUCUUCUGCCUCUUCAUCUUCUACUACGUGGUGGAGGAGAUCCUAGAGCUGCACAUCCACCGGCUCCGCUACCUCAGCAGCGUCUGGAACGUACUGGACCUGGUGGUCAUCUUGCUGUCUAUCAUGGCCGUGGGAUUCCACGUAUUCCGAACCCUCGAGGUGAAUCGGCUAAUGGGGGAGCUCCUGCAGCAGCCAAACACCUACGCCGACUUCGAGUUCCUCGCCUUCUGGCAGACACAGUACAACAACAUGAAUGCUGUCAACCUCUUCUUUGCCUGGAUCAAGAUAUUCAAGUACAUAAGCUUCAACAAAACCAUGACGCAACUGUCCUCCACGCUGGCCCGCUGUGCCAAGGACAUCCUGGGCUUCGCUGUCAUGUUCUUCAUCGUUUUCUUCGCCUACGCCCAACUCGGCUACCUGCUUUUUGGGACCCAAGUGGAAAAUUUUAGCACUUUCGUCAAGUGCAUUUUUACUCAGUUCCGGAUAAUUCUUGGGGACUUUGACUACAACGCUAUCGACAAUGCCAACCGCAUCCUGGGCCCUGUCUACUUUGUCACCUACGUCUUCUUUGUCUUCUUCGUGCUUUUGAACAUGUUCCUGGCCAUCAUUAAUGACACCUACUCGGAGGUCAAGGAGGAGCUGGCUGGACAGAAGGAUGAGCUGCAGCUUUCUGACCUUCUGAGACAGGGCUACAACAAGACUCUACUAAGGCUGCGUUUGAGGAAGGAGCAGGUGUCGGACGUGCAGAAGGUCCUGCAGGGUGGAGAGCAGGAGGUCCAGUUUGAGGAGUUCACCAACACCUUGAGGCAGCUGGGGCAUGCAGAGCAUGAGAUCUCUGCCUUCGCCAGGUUUGACCGGGAUGGGAAUCACAUUUUGGAUGAGAAGGAGCAGGAACAAAUGCGACGAGACCUGGAAGAGGAGAGGGUGGCUCUCAACGCUGAGAUUGAGAACCUGGGCCGGUCCAUUGUGAGUAGCUCACCAGGAGAGUCGGACCCAGAGGCUGCCAGUGCUGGUGGCUGGGUCUCAGGAAAAGAAUUCUAUAGGCUCACCAGGAGAGUUCUGCAGCUGGAGACCGUCCUGGAAGGAGUCCUGUCCCAGGUUGACACUGUGGGCGCAAAGUUGAAGAUCCUGGAGAGGAAGGGGUGGCUGGCUUCCUCUCCGGGUGUGGAGGAAGAAGCGGUCUGGAAACACCUGCAGCCAGUCCCAGCUGUGACUCCAGCUCCGUGGGGAGUCAGGGUUGGGCAGGAGAGCAGAGGAGGAGCCCUGAUGCACCACACAGUAGGCUCCUCUCUCCCUGCCCCCCGGGAGGCCACCUCUCCACACACCCUCCACUUCUAGGGUGGCAGGUCCAUCACGGCUGCUGCCGAGUCGCCCCGGUGUCCGGUCUUGUGCCACAAUGUUUCUGCAUGUAGCUGGGCAUCUUGCGUAGACUUGUCACUUGGGUUUCUGUGUGUAGCCACAUAGUUCUUUGAAAAUGCAUUUCCCACUGGACUUCUUACUCCCUGUGCCCUGAACUCUGCUGUGUGAAAAUAAAAGAACUGCCAGUAACAAACAGGAUAAAGGAAGGGAGGGUAAUGGCUCUCCCUAAGCACAGGGAUAGCCAUGGUUUGUGAUAAAGGUAGAAGCCAAGCGCCUAUGUCGUUCUAGGUGUAUUUCUGCUUGCCCAGCAAUCUUAUUCUUCAUGCCCAGUAAGCACCCAUGGGGGUCCUGUCUUCCCCCUGUACGUUUGCCUAUUGAAAGGGGUAAGCCUCCAAGAGGGGCUUCAGUGAGCUCUAACAUUGCAGAGGAGUUAGUUCAACUAGAUAAACGCUCUUCUGGAGGAAACUGCCUCCUGGAAUUCCACUGAACACUUGAGCUGAGGGGAUGUAAACUAGGAAGCAAAAAAGGAGCCUGAAGAGAACGGGGCAAGGAAAGGACCUCAGGAUUCAGAGAUCUUUGGGUAAUAUUUGGCAGGCUCUGAUUCUGUUCUUCCAUAGGACAACGUGGGUUUCCUUGGCAACUACCAAUAAAACUCCUUAGGAAAACCAGGACUUUGCAGUUGAUUCUGGGAUUGUAGAGGGAAGAGGGGCUAGAACUGUGGGCCAUCCCAGUGCCCCAGCCAGGGCGGGUUCACACUCUCUGGGAGGUGCAGAGUUCAGCUGUGACAAUGUGAAGGAGCUGGGUUAUCCCAGGAGUCCUGAAAUAACGUCAGGCUCAGAGGAAUGGUUUCAAAUGGCGCACAGGAUCACUGCACCAUCAGGAA